AUGUUUUCUCAACUCGCAUCAAAAAGAAAUUCACUUACUAUAAUUAAUUUAUUUUUACGUCAUGAAAGUACUUUAUAUUCUCAUAAUACUAAUAAAAAAUCAUCAACAUUUAUUCCUGGUAAACAAGAAUUUGACUUGACCAUUCCAAAGAAAGAAGAAAAUGUUCAACAAUAUAAAGAGGAAUCCAUUAAAGAAUUUGAUUUAGCCAUUCCAAAGAAUGAAGAGGAAUUAGAAUUAAGACGGAGAAAAGAAGAAUGGCAUGACAAAAUAAAACAAGAAAGACGAGAUAAAUUAAAUAAAAUUCAUGAAACAAUUAAAAUUUUAUCUUUGUCUUCUGACCAAAAUGAAUUUUGUACUCCUGAAUAUCGCGCAAGGAAAAGAGAAAAUGCUCUUAUAAAUUAUCAUAAACGUGAAUCAGAAAAACGGAGGGAAAGAAGAAUAAAUCUAUUAACAUUAUACUAUAAUUCCUCUGAUUUUGUUACUCUAAAUAAUUUGGAUACAAAGAUUGCCGAUAUGUAUAAUGACGUAAGACAACCUUUUACAACAACCCUUGAAGAUAUGCAAAUUGAUUAUCAGGAGGGUGGUGGAAUAAUUGAUGAUUUAGAGCUUAAAAGAAGAUUGGAUAAAAUUAAAGAUACUUUAAGUGGUACCGCUCAAGGCGGAAAGCAAAAACUCGGUUUGGAUAAAAUUGAAAAAUUGCAAGAAAUGUCAGAGACAAAUCGCGUGGAACCUUUAGGUUCAAGUAUAGAAACAGAGCCAAAUCUUGUGCAAUCAGAAUCAUUAGAUUCUUAA
Messenger RNA from Funneliformis mosseae, 792 nucleotides. NCBI's taxonomy places the organism in Eukaryota, Fungi, Glomeromycota, Glomeromycetes, Glomerales, Glomeraceae. The record is from the annotation of a GenBank genome assembly.